This is a messenger RNA of Pollicipes pollicipes, 1723 nucleotides long. RefSeq names its product pre-mRNA processing factor 18 (gene Prp18). Gene Ontology annotation, biological process: generation of catalytic spliceosome for second transesterification step; RNA splicing. Gene Ontology annotation, cellular component: U2-type post-spliceosomal complex; U5 snRNP; U4/U6 x U5 tri-snRNP complex. Lineage: Eukaryota; Metazoa; Arthropoda; Thecostraca; Pollicipedomorpha; Pollicipedidae. The record is from RefSeq and is a predicted model, not a curated record. The coding region runs from base 125 to 1216 and encodes 363 amino acids. The transcript has 6 exons.
UAACAGACCACCGUCCCGAGCUGCCUCGCGGUCCGAUAUUGUUCAAAAUUAGUAGUCGUUCGGUCCUUCCCUAUUUUUGGGAAGUGGGUUCCUGACAGGGUGCCUUGAAAUCACAGGGAGAAGAAUGGAUAUUUUGAAGGCAGAAAUUGAAAGGAAGAAGAGACAGCUGGCUGAAAAUAAGUUGACUGAGCCGGGCCGGAAGUACUUCCGCCGCGGUGAGCUGGCGGCGCGCGAGGAGGAGGAGUACCGGCGCCGUUACGGGCUGGCGUCGGCCGAGUCGGCGCCGGCCGAGGCGCAGCCGCAGAGCCGGCCCGGCGCCGCCGACGACACGGCCAGCACGCCUCAGCUGGCACGCUCAGAGGUGGUGCGCCGCCUGCGCGACCGACUCGAACCCAUCCUGCUGUUCGGCGAGACCGAGGCGGAGGCGUUCCGCCGGCUGCGGCGGCUCGAGAUCAUCGAGCCCGAGGUCAACCGGGGCAUGCGGAACGACUUCCAGGCGGCCAUGGAGCAGGUGGACGCGGCGUACCUGGCCGAGUACCUGCAGCAGGGCCAGGCGGACCCGGAGGCGGCCGACGAGCGAGCCGCCGCCGCCGCCGACGAGCAGCGCGUCGCCAUGGCCGACAUCCAGGCCGAGGCCGACCGGCUGGGCAGCGGCGACGCCGCCUUCGACACCCAGCUGCUGCUGCGGCUGUACAAGUGUUUACUGCUGGAGUGGGGCGACCGGAUCCACAACCAGCCGCGGGCAGAGCGCGACUCCAUCAAGAGCAAGAUGGCGCUGGCCACGUACAAGCAGACGCAGCAGUACCUGAAGCCGCUGUUCCGACAGCUGCGCUCCGGCUCGCUGCCCGAGGACAUCCGGGAGUCCCUGGUCGAGAUCGCCCAGUACAUGCUCGACAGGAACUACAUCAAGGCCAACGACACGUACCUGCAGAUGGCCAUCGGAAACGCAGCCUGGCCUAUCGGAGUCACCAUGGUGGGCAUCCACGCGCGUACCGGCCGAGAGAAGAUCUUCUCCAAGCACGUGGCGCACGUGAUGAACGACGAGACGCAGCGCAAGUUCAUCCAGGGUCUGAAGCGACUGAUGACCAAGUGCCAGGAGUUCUACCCGACGGACCCAUCGCGCAGCGUCGAGUACGGUGGCUUGACAGAAGUGAAGCGGCAGCCGGCGCUGGCCGAGACGGUCCAGGACGGCGAGGCGUCAUCACGACCGGCCUGAGCGCCGCGGCCUGCCGGCGCGAAGCGAACGUUUGCAGCGGCGUCUGUCAGAUGGCAGCACCGUCUACGAUGAAUUCAUGUAGGUGGCGGUGUCUUGCGUGACCCGGAUCGAGCCACUUUGAAGACCGCGCGGGCGCUGAGAGUCGGCGCCGCAGCUGAUCUGCUGAUCAGUUUCCGCCAGAUCAGGGUCACGCAGUGCGCGUCAUCCGUCGAAAACGUCAUCCAUCAUCAUCAACGCUGUCGCCGGUCACAUUGUUUGAUUCCGACUCCGUGGCCACUGAGUGCGUACGGAGACUGCGUGGCUGUCCUGUGUUGGCGACGAGCGUGCCCUGGAUCUGGAUGCCGGUGUGAGCAGACCGACCGGCCUGCAGAGGCGACCAUCGCCGAACCGACGGAUAGGAGGAGUCGGGUUGCCUGUAACUGGUCUGAAACAUGGCCCUGAGUGUUGCUUGUGUUGCCAUGACCAUGUGAACGCAGGGGGGGGGGGGGAGAGUGCAUUCUGCGUACA